Messenger RNA from Rotaria sordida, 369 nucleotides. NCBI's taxonomy places the organism in Eukaryota, Metazoa, Rotifera, Eurotatoria, Philodinida, Philodinidae. The record is from the annotation of a GenBank genome assembly.
AUGAUCAAUAUUCAUCAUCAUACAAUGAUUGACAUUAUUGGCAUGGAAAUAAUUCAAAUUCAUAUGAUUUUUAUGGUUCAACAUUCAUCUCAUACACUUUUACAACAAAAUGAUUUUACUCAACAAGUUUAUCUUAAAUAUAAACAACAAUAUCUUGAUGAAAAACAUUUUCGUCAACAUGUGUUUGAAGGUUUUCAACAAGAAACUCUUUGUGAUCAUGAAGCUGUCAAUUAUAUGACUGUUCCAGCACCCAAAGCAAUUGCUACUGCAGUAGCAAAGAACAGUGAUACAUCAAAUUCAUUAAAACCAAAUGGUGAACAUUUUCCGACAUGUAAUAAUCGUGGGCAAGCUCGACAAUCGAAUCGAUGA